Sinocyclocheilus grahami is the source of this 1935-nucleotide messenger RNA. It is a transcript of the gene mau2, whose product is annotated as MAU2 sister chromatid cohesion factor. Gene Ontology annotation, molecular function: protein binding. The transcript has 17 exons. Lineage: Eukaryota; Metazoa; Chordata; Actinopteri; Cypriniformes; Cyprinidae. Bases 87 to 1862 code for a protein of 591 amino acids. Gene Ontology annotation, biological process: mitotic sister chromatid cohesion. The record is from RefSeq and is a predicted model, not a curated record.
UCGCGAGAUUCAGCCCAGCUGUCGUUCAGGGCAGGGCCGCGGAACUCUCGCGAGAUUUUCCGCGCUCUAGUGUUGUGGUGGUGAAGAUGGCGGCAGGCGCGGAGGCCCCGGACUCCUGGUAUCUCGCUCUGCUCGGUUUCGCCGAACAUUUCCGAACCUCCAGCCCUCCCAAAAUCCGCUUGUGUGUGCACUGCCUGCAGGCCGUCUUCCAGUUCAAGCCCCCGCAGAGAGUGGAGGCCCGCACGCACCUGCAGCUCGGCUCGGUGCUCUACCACCACACGAAGAACAGCGAGCUGGCCCGCACGCACCUCGAGAAAGCGUGGUUUAUCUCGCAGCAGGUGGCACAGUUUGAGGAUGUGAAGUUUGAGGCGGCGAGUCUGCUGUCAGAGCUGUACUGCCAGCAGAACUUGGUUGAUUCGGCGAAACCGCUGCUGCGGAAGGCCAUCCAGAUCUCACAGCAGACUCCCUACUGGCACUGCAGACUACUGUUCCAGCUGGCGGUGCGACACACACACACACCUCACACACACACACACUCACACUCACUCGCACACUCACACCACUCGCACACUCACACUAUCGUGGAAACCUGGCAGGGAAACCCCAUCCAGAAGGAGUCGCUGCGUGUGUUCUUCCUGGUGCUGCAGGUGACGCAUUACCUGGACGCCGGACAGGUGAAGAGCGUGAAGCCGUGUCUGAAGCAGCUGCAGCAGUGCAUCCAGACCAUCUCCACGCUCCACGACGAUGAGAUCCUGCCCAGUAACUCGGCCGAUCUCUUCCACUGGCUGCCCAAAGAGCACAUGUGUGUCCUCGUCUACCUGGUGACGGUCAUGCACUCGAUGCAGGCUGGGUAUCUGGAGAAAGCCCAGAAAUACACAGAUAAAGCCCUCAUGCAGCUGGAGAAGCUGAAGAUGCUGGACUGCAGCCCCAUCCUGUCCUCGUUUCAAGUCAUUCUGCUGGAGCACAUCAUCAUGUGUCGUCUGGUGACGGGACACAAGGCCACGGCGCUGCAGGAGAUCUCUCAGGUGUGUCAGCUCUGUCAGCAGUCUCCACGGCUCUUCUCCAAUCACGCGGCUCAGCUCCACACGCUGCUGGGUUUGUACUGUAUCUCUGUUAACUGUAUGGAUAACGCUGAGGCCCAGUUCACUACAGCGCUGCGGCUCACCUCCCAUCAGGAGCUGUGGGCGUUCAUCGUCACUAACCUGGCGAGUGUGUACAUCAGAGAGGGAAACAGACAUCAGGAGCUCUACAAUCUAUUAGAGCGGAUAAACCCAGACCACAACUUCCCCGUCAGUUCUCACUGUCUGCGCGCCGCUGCCUUCUACAUUCGAGGCCUUCUGUCCUUCUUCCAGGGACGCUACAAUGAAGCCAAGCGUUUCCUGCGCGAGACACUGAAGAUGUCGAAUGCGGAGGAUCUGAAUCGUCUGACUGCCUGCUCUCUGGUGCUGCUGGGACACAUAUUCUUCGUGCUGGGGAACCACAGAGAGAGCAACAACAUGGUGGUUCCUGCGAUGCAGCUGGCCAGUAAGAUCCCAGACAUGUCUGUGCAGCUCUGGUCAUCGGCUCUGCUCAAGGAUCUUAACGAGGCUUGCGGGAACACCAUGGAAGCGCAUGAGGCAGCACAGAUGCACCAGAACUUCUCCCAGCAGCUCCUGCAGGAUCACAUCGCCGCCUGCAGCCUUCCAGAACACAACCUCAUCAGUUGGACUGAAGGCCCUCCUCCUGUGCAGAUUCAAGCUCAGAAUGGACCCACCACCAGCCUGGCCACUCUCUCACACACACACACACACACUCUCUCACACACCGGACGAGGGCCUUUCACCUGCAGAUUUCGCUCUUGUAUUGUUCAGAUUUUAACUUGAGUUGUUCACGGUUUACGUCUUCGGUUGUGUGUGGUUCGGUGUUCAGAGCGAGGACAGACAGGGUGUUUGUGUU